Messenger RNA from Echinostoma caproni, 909 nucleotides. The record is from the annotation of a GenBank genome assembly. NCBI's taxonomy places the organism in Eukaryota, Metazoa, Platyhelminthes, Trematoda, Plagiorchiida, Echinostomatidae.
AUGGAAUCCUUAAAUGCUCUGCAGACCUCCCAGUGUUUCUACAGAAUUGUGCAAUCAAACUACAGUCCACUCCUACCUACCUAUAAGGACCAAAUCAGCAUGCACGAACUGGCCUCCGAACCGCAAAGCACGAAGUUCAGUUGGCCUUGGAUUAGUGCAGUGAUUGGAUCUAUCCUGUUCCUCAUAUGUCUCACCGGGCUGGCUGUCCUGUUAACCGGGAAUCGGCUGCUUGCGAAAAACAAUUCGCGAAUCGCUCCGGACACCUCGAACCCAAUGCCGGCACACUGGGGAUCCUAUCUAGCGCAGCACGGGGCUCAAUCAGACCUACAACUUAAUCAGCAGCAGCUCCAACAAAACAAGGACACAAUGGAACAUUCCGGUCUCACAAUAUCGGGCCAUGAAAAAAGUAGAGCUGGUCGAACCAUCCUGAUGUUGGAAAGGCAAAAUCCGGAUAAAAUACUAGUCCCGAACGAACCGACACUCGGAAACUACGCGGAUAAAGAUUCUCGCGAUAGCGACUUAGAGUCCGAAGACACCACAUCGUAUAUGGCACAACCACUGAUCGAACCCCUAUCCGAUCAUGGCUCAAUGGCAGAUGCUAUAACUGUUCCACCUGGGGACCUGGACCCGUAUUAUAGAGACCUCAAUCAUGCAAUUCUCAGGUACUUCAAAUCUGUUCUACAACGCAUGACCGAUCACAGUGAACGAACACGUCGAGCGAAAGCUCUGGAGUUUUUGGUCCAGUACAGCGGACACAUGACGAAUGAGCCAAAAUAUCGAUUUCCUCGGGCAGAUAAUCAGGUAUCUCUGGCAUCCAUUCUUCGAAGGUCUGUACUCAUUGAUAUUUUCAAUGAGCUGGAUUAUAAUGGUAAGUUGCACGGCUUGAUACCUGAAAUUAUGAUUGGUUGA